CUUCCUCUUCCUUCAUCCAAUACCAAUGGUUAUUUUCAUGCAACAACCAUCUCUAGCACAAAAAAUUCCAAACUUUUCUUGGUCAAGUCCAACUAACCCGUUAUACACUUAAUUAUCAUAUUCUGCUUCUCAUAUUACAAAUUAGCUAGUUUUUGUUUUUACGAUACUAAGGUCGGAGUUUGCAUAUAGCAUGUGCAUGGAGACUACUUCUAGCUCUGCAGAAAAUAACAAGUCUGUUUUUUCAAGAUUAAGGAAUAGAUUUUCACCCAAAAAGCCGAUCAUAAUCAAGGACGAUGAGGUUAUUGAUCAGACGGCCAGUACUAGUACUCUUUCUGUGAGUAUAAUCAAUACUAGUAAUGAAAAUAGUGAUCAUUUAGAGAGGGUAUUUACGUACUUUGACGAGGACGGAGAUGGAAAAGUGUCGCCAGCGGAGCUACAGCGGUGCGUGAGGGCGGUAGGAGGGGAGCUGACGGAGGAGGAGGCGGAGAUGGCGGUGAGGCUAUCGGAUUCAGACGGAGAUGGGAUGUUAGGGUUAGAGGAUUUUAGUAAAUUAAUGGAAGGAAGUGACGUCGAGGAAAAGAAUAAGGAGAGUGAGUUAAGAGGAGCUUUUGAGAUGUAUGAAAUGGAAGGAACUGGUCAAAUUACUCCUAAGAGUUUGAAGAGGAUGUUGAGUAAACUUGGUGAGUCUACCUCUGUUGAUAAUUGCAAAUCUAUGAUUCAAAGAUUUGAUCUUGAUGGUGAUGGAGUUCUUAACUUUGAUGAGUUCAAAAUUAUGAUGAACAUGGAGUUUAAAAAGAUCUAGUUUAAAGUACAAAUAUUCUCAUGCCUCAUAUAAAUACAUAACUCUUUACCUUUUACUCAAAUAAAUCUGAUUGAUGGAUUCUAUUGUUAUCAAGAUUGUUAUUCGUUACUAGAUUGUUAUUUCAAAUUGAUUGUUUUUAUGUAUUUGACACCAUUCGACAUAUAUAUUUGGAAAUAAAACAAUAUAAUUUGCAGUUGAGUAAGAAAAAAGUGAGCCAAUAUCUCUUUAUUAAUGCUGCUCGGUGGGCCGGGCCUGAACCGGACCGGACCGGGCCCGCGGUCCUAACGGGCCUGGUGGGCCUGGUGGGCCGGUCCUGGGUGGGCCGGUCUUGGUGGGCCUCUGAGCCCGUCACGGGCUGGUCUCCAUGGUUGAGCCCACGAGCCCGGGACCGUUUGGCCCGGGACCGGCAGGCGGGCCUGGGCCGGUCCUGGCGGGCCUGGCGGGCCCAAC
This is a messenger RNA of Nicotiana tabacum (common tobacco), 1252 nucleotides long. RefSeq names its product putative calcium-binding protein CML19. Gene Ontology annotation, molecular function: calcium ion binding. The record is from RefSeq and is a predicted model, not a curated record. Lineage: Eukaryota; Viridiplantae; Streptophyta; Magnoliopsida; Solanales; Solanaceae.